AUGGCUUUCUUUAUGAAAACUAUGAUAAGCAACCAGGUAAAGAAUUUAGGAUUUGGUGGCGGGUCUGAAGAAAAAAAAGAAGAAGGAGGGGCCUCGGAUCCUGCUGCAGCUCAAGGGAUGACUAGAGAGGAAUAUGAGGAAUAUCAGAAGCAAAUGAUCGAGGAGAAGAUGGAAAGAGACGCUGCAUUUACACAAAAAAAGGCAGAGAGGGCGUGCCUCCGAGUUCAUCUGAGAGGAAAGUACAGACUUCCAAAGAGUGAAAUGGAUGAGAACCGAAUCCAGAUGGCUGGAAACGAUGUGGAUUUGCCCGAAGAUCUCCGGAGAAUGGUGGAUGAGGAUCAAGAAGAGGAAGAAGAUAAGGAUUCUAUUCUUGGGCAGUUACAGAAUCUGCAGAACAUGGACUUGGAUACCAUAAAAGAAAAGGCCCAGGCCACCUUCACGGAAAUCAAGCAGACGGCGGAGCAGAAGUGCUCCGUGAUGUGAGGGGCGGAAUGGAACGUUUCUGAGCAGCACACACUUCAACAUAGGGAACAGGGUCAGAAACACCAUGACAACUAAACUCUCUCCAAACACAUACACAACAACCUGGCGUUCUAACUGUCGCUGGUAGAAUGUUUAGCUAGC
Pteronotus mesoamericanus is the source of this 624-nucleotide messenger RNA. RefSeq names its product complexin 4 (gene CPLX4). Lineage: Eukaryota; Metazoa; Chordata; Mammalia; Chiroptera; Mormoopidae. Bases 1 to 483 code for a protein of 160 amino acids. Gene Ontology annotation, cellular component: terminal bouton; SNARE complex. Gene Ontology annotation, biological process: synaptic vesicle exocytosis; regulation of neurotransmitter secretion; neurotransmitter transport. The transcript has 3 exons. Gene Ontology annotation, molecular function: syntaxin binding. The record is from RefSeq and is a predicted model, not a curated record.